This is a messenger RNA of Cadophora gregata, 2335 nucleotides long. RefSeq lists its product as uncharacterized. Gene Ontology annotation, molecular function: zinc ion binding; DNA-binding transcription factor activity, RNA polymerase II-specific. Gene Ontology annotation, biological process: regulation of DNA-templated transcription. The transcript is spliced from 2 exons. The coding region runs from base 132 to 1703 and encodes 523 amino acids. NCBI's taxonomy places the organism in Eukaryota, Fungi, Ascomycota, Leotiomycetes, Helotiales, Ploettnerulaceae. The record is from RefSeq and is a predicted model, not a curated record.
AUGCCACUCAAGAGUUCAACGCCUCUUGUAGAUUUGGAUCCGACGGCGAUUAAAUUCCAACAGACCGGCAUCAUAUUAUACCGCAUAUCACCUCCUAUUAGCCCGUGUGGCUGGGACUAGAUUAGAAUACCAUGGUCAAUGUAGGUGGGCGGUCUCGGGGGUGCACGCCAUGCCGAAAGAGGCAUCUGAAAUGCGAUGAAGCCCAUCCCACUUGUAUGCGGUGUCUGAAAAGCGGACUCCAAUGUGAUGGCCAGAAACCUAUCACAUUCGUCGUCGGUACCAUAGUCAAGUCUCGCCGGAGCACGAAAUCGAAUUCAAGAUGCCCCCCUGAUACAAACCUCUGUGUUAGUCGGAUCCCUCGAACGGCCUUACUUAGUAGUAGCGAAUUUGAGAUUUAUAUUUGCUAUGCUCUGAAAAACCUUCGUCGUGGCGGAUGUAUUGAACUAUCCACAAGAAGCAUUCAGCCAACCGACCUCAUCACUCCACCAGUUCCAGCCGCCAGGCACCGUAUCCAGAUCUCCCACCAAGCUAUCUUUAGCUUUGCGGCUAUUUUCUUCGGGAUGCAGCACCGCCAGGCUCGCAUCACCCAGACCGGGUUCGACUUAUAUGGCAUGGUGCUCCGACGGCUCAACGAAACACUGUCAGAUCCAGCUCAUAAUACCAACGAUGAUUUGAUCUACGCAGUAGUGACCCUCAGUAUCAUGGAGAUGUUCGUAUCUACAGGGGCAGGGAAUCAUUUAAAGCAUAUGGACGGGCUUGAGCAUCUGCUUGCCUUGCGAGAUCACAACUUACCGAUUUCCCUUGAAACGUCGGAGCUGUAUCGGAGUUUACGGCAGAUGAUUCUUUUCGCGGCACUAAGAUCGAGACGAACAUCUAUACUGGCUAGUUCGGAAUGGAAGAGACAGUUGAGAGAGCAUGUUGACUCGACAGAUGAGUUGAUGAGGCAGGAGGUCUUUGACAUCUUGGCGGAGUGCACUGUUGUGAUUGCACUACGUGAUCAUGCAUUGGAGGACUCUCAAAUAUCUUUUGAGAAAAGUCAAUUCCGACUCAAGUUGCUCAAGGUAAAUGCACUGUCCUUACUGGACCAGCUUCACUCCUGGAAGAAACGAUGGGAUGAUGACAAGGAACACAGAGCAACCGAAAUUCCAUUGACUUGCAAUAACCUCGGUCCAUCAGAAACCAGUCGUUCAGAUGGUGCAUUACUCUUUACGAGAACUUUGGAAUACCCAAACGACUUCGUCGCAAUUACAGUAUUGCUAUACAACAUAGCCCUCAUUCACGUACUCCAUAUCCUCGCCUUACUCACAUCACCUCCGCCCAAAUGCCUUCCUGCCGAAAAUCCAUCUACAUCGCGACUACAAACACCAAGCAUCAAGAAAGAAAAUGUCCUCAACGACCCACCUCAUUUCCCAAAAAUUUGGUCCCAACCCCCGGACACCCAAACUCCCAUAAUCAACCAGAGUUCACACACGAUAAAUCCCUACCUCCUGGCCCAAGACACUCCAAUCCAAGAUAUCUGUCGCAGCAUCCCAUACCACCUUGUCAACUCGCACAGAGCAUCCUCUUCGACGCUUCACUGGGCCAUGGCUACAAUUUGGAUCAGGCUUCGCGGCGAGGAAUCGGUUCUCGGACGGUGGGUAGUGAGAGUGGUGCGCGAGCGGAAUCCGUUUCUCAUCAAGACGAUGAAGACUUUAGCGCAGUAGAACGCAGUGGGUCAAAUACCCUUAUUCUUGGAAAGAGUGGAGUUUUGUGUUUUGGUUUGAUGCAUUGGUUAACUGUGGCGUACGGGGAAUGUGAUCAGUAGUUCGACUCAACAUAUUGAAGGAUGAAGGGAGGGAUCAGGACCAUCGAGGGCGAUGGUGACGACAGGCGCGUACUGAAGCAAUAUGAUCGGCGGGCUUGAUUUUCAUUACUCUCGUGUCUAUUUGGGAUUGAGGUCUGACGGAGUUCGGUCACAGAGAAGGUAGAGAAAUACAACGAUGCGUACGUAUCGGUUUUGCAGCUACACGGUUCUGCCGACUGAUUCCUAAAAAAAAAUCCCUCCAAGGAGUGAAGCUUUUACAGCUAUCAGAUAUCUGCAAGCAUUCCAUAUCAAAAUUUCCCCAAGCUGGAAGGAUUUAGAAGCAAGUCCUAUAAGUUUAGAAUAGAAAGCGAAGCUAGCAUAUUCGCUUGAAGGCUGCUUCCAAAAUUUGUAGGCGUCAAUCUCUAGAUCCGAUGAAUGGCAUAUCUAUCGAGACUGCCUCUAGCUUUGCCCCUGGAUUACCCACAGACGAGCUUACGAGAGAGGUGUGGAGUGCUGCAAGCCAUUAAGAUGUCAGAUUUUAGAGCCCUUGCU